Uranotaenia lowii is the source of this 2667-nucleotide messenger RNA. It is a transcript of the gene Tbc1d15-17, whose product is annotated as TBC1 domain family member 15. The record is from RefSeq and is a predicted model, not a curated record. Gene Ontology annotation, molecular function: GTPase activator activity. Lineage: Eukaryota; Metazoa; Arthropoda; Insecta; Diptera; Culicidae. Gene Ontology annotation, biological process: activation of GTPase activity. Bases 501 to 2468 code for a protein of 655 amino acids. The transcript is spliced from 3 exons.
ACUGCGAACAAAAAUAAAAAUUCUACGACGAAGUUCAUUGUGCUUUUCCUUUUUCGAUCGAAAAGUUAAAAUUGUAUUGUCCAAAAGUUGGUGCAAAAUUUAACAUUAAAUCGUUGAAAAAUGGUGAAUCCUCAAGCAGAACUUUGCAUCCAAUCCCAAGCCAAUGCUACUCAGUAGCCAACGUCGACGGGAUUUUCGAAUAAUAUUGAUCAACAUUGGUCGUCGUGACUAAUUUUGUUGCCAAGAAAAAAUAAGUUGCAGUUUCGUCAUCGCGUCAAAACAUUGCAAUAAUUGCAGGCACUAGUAGGUAAUAUAGAUUGUCCUAGAAGUGGCAGUAGCAGAUCCUCAAGGUCGGAGGAAUCAGGAAGUGCUCUUCUACUGAAUUAGGCGAGAGGUCUAACGUGCGAGUUAUCCGGGGAAAUCGCUCAAGUUUUCCCCAAUUUUUCUGGGUGGUAGACAACGACGCAAUUGGAAAAAUCGGACCAAGAAAAACACACACAAUGGACUCUGAAAUUCAGGAAAUUUUCAACCAGCAUGGGGUGACGUUGAAAAAGGCCAGCGCAAGCUACAUGGCUGCGCUGAACACGGUCGGACAGCUGUCCUUCGGAAAGUACGCAAACCGGGAGAUUCACGUCUUCCUGUGGGAACAGACGGCCAUGUGUGACAUUCUGGACACCGAAAGUCAGGACAGCGGCUGGUCCUUAGUGGACACGGUCGAAUCGACCUCAUCCGUCCCUCCGAGUGUGCUCGAUGACGUUGACGACGAAGCGCGAGACGGUUUUGGCAAAUCGAAUCCCGAUUCGAUUGAAAACUCCCCGGCUGCCGCACCCCGCGGAUCGUCGAAGCAACCGAAAAUAUCAAUCCAAGUUCUCUUCCGAGAUCUCGACGGGAUUGAGAUAAGCAAAACAGAAUUCCGACUGAUCGGACCCGAAUCGCAAACGCACAGCGUCUAUCAGUUCAACCACGGUUCCCCGGAAAUGCUGAUCAACAUCCUGGAGCACGGAGGAUUCGUUCGAAAAAGCACCAAGCGAAAACAUUUCUAUCACUGCGUCGAGGAAGGCGACAACCUGAAGCUGCAGAAAUCUUUCUCGGAACUGAAUAUCGCCGACAUUCGGAAUCGAUCCCGACAAAGCAGUCUGUACACCGACCUGAUAUCCAAACUUGCCAACGUUCACAACCAAAUCUUGCCGCUCGGGGCCACACGAUACCCGCUCGGAGGGAACGAGCGAUCCAAUCGAAGCUCCAACAGUGGCUCCCAUUCGGAGUUGCCAAUGCCGCCAUCGGAUUGUAACGAUAACCGGCAGACGAACCGGCUGAUUCCUAGACCCGAUGUGCAUCGCGAGACUCCACUGAGUGCCGGCCGAUGGAAGGGAUUCCGAACGCCGGAAGGUACCAUCGCGGAACCGGACAAGGUCAGAAGCAUCAUCUUCCGAGGGGGCAUCGAUCCGGACAUCCGGGCCGAGGUGUGGAAGUAUCUGCUGGGGCUGGACGUUUGGGAGCACACAACCGACGAGCGGGUGGAUCGGCGGGCCAACAAAACCCAGGAAUACUUUCAGAUGAAGCUGCAGUGGCUGACGAUAACGCACACCCAGGAACACAACUUCGCCGGCUAUCGGGAACGGAAGUGCCAGGUCGAGAAGGACGUGAAGCGGACGGAUCGGGCGUUCGAGUUUUUCGCCGGCGACGACAAUCCGAAUCUAUCCAAACUGCAGGACAUCCUGAUGACCUACAUUAUGUAUAACUUCGAUCUGGGAUACGUCCAGGGGAUGAACGAUUUGCUGGCGCCAAUUUUGAGUUUGGUUCAACACGAGGCGGAGAGCUUUUGGUGCUUUGUGGGAUUCAUGCAGAAGGUGUUCCAGAACUUUGACAUCGAUCAGAAAGGUAUGAAGCAACAGUUGGAAUACCUGAGGACACUGUUGGCUUUCGUGAACGAGCGACUGUACAACUAUCUGAAGGAUAACCAGUCGGAGAACAUGUACUUCUGCUUCCGAUGGUUGCUCGUGUGGUUCAAGCGAGAGUUUUCAAAUAGUGAUAUCAUGCAGUUGUGGGAGAUCCUUUGGACCGGACUACCCUGUCCCAACUUUCACCUAUUCAUUUGUGUAGCCAUUCUUGACCAGGAAAUGGACGUUUUCAUCGAUGGUAAAUUUACCUUCACGGAAAUCCUUAAACACGUCAACGAACUGUCGGGUAAUCUGAACCUGCAAGCUAUUUUGGAACAGGCAGAAAGCAUUUACCUGCAGGUGAAAGGUUCCUUGGACAACUCUAAAGAACCGCAUACGGAGCUCCGUAAACUGAUCGGAGAGGAGUUAAGUCCGGAUGGCAAUGUGAACGGCAGUGGAACCGGUAGUGAUGAAGACGACGACAGCUGUAUGUCAAUUUUGAACGAAAAGUCCUCGGAGGACUUGGAAGCGAUGCAGCGAAAGGUGGAUGAGGCUUGUGAUUUGUCGAUGAGUUACGCGUUUUUCUAGAAUGAUGUUUUUCUACUAACUAACCCUCUAUUCACAAUUCCCCAGUACAUGUAAGUGAUGUAAUAGACUCUUUUAUAGCAUAGAGAAUAAGCGGGCUAUGAUUCAACCCUCAAUGUGGACGCGGUGCAUAAGAUAUCUGGCCAUCAUUUUGUAGACUUUGUACAUUUCUGUUUAUAAUAUUAUGAUUUUCGUUAUUAAA